Molecule: messenger RNA, 387 nt
Organism: Triticum aestivum (bread wheat)
Lineage: Eukaryota; Viridiplantae; Streptophyta; Magnoliopsida; Poales; Poaceae
Exons: 1
Coding region: 1-387 (128 amino acids)
Source: RefSeq, a predicted model, not a curated record
AUGGCGCGCGGGAAGGUGGCCGAGUGCAUACGGAAGCGUGCGAUGCAGAGGAAGUCAGCGGGCAGGCGCCGGAGCAAGGAGAGCGGGGCGUCCGAGCCGAUACUGCCGUGGGAGGCGGGGCCGAAGAGCUGGAGCAGCUCCAGCGGGGCGCCUAGCGGGAGCGGGAAUGAUACGUUCGAGUGCGCCGGUGGCGGUGCGUCACCGGCGCACUCGAAGUCCUGGGCGAGCGCCUUCUUGUCGGCACUUUUGCGGUGGCGGCGGCUCGUGAACGUGCUGGCCGUGCUGUGGGAGCAGGUGGUGUACCACAUGAUGUGGCUGGUGGAGUCCGUGGUGUUGGUGGGAAGGCUCUGCUUCUUCCUCAUGCGCUUCGGCUUCAAGCAGCUCUGA